AUGACCAUGACGCUGGACGCACCCCAACAGCAGCGAUUUGGGCCCGUUAUGAACUUUGACUACCCUCCUCACGGCCAGUCACCGGCCUUUUCAAAUCCGUGGUCCUCGUCACCUUCUGCCUCCCAGACCGCCGCAGUAGCAGGAAGCAGUCUCUACGUUGGCGGACCGGCGCCUCCUCCUCUCAGUCACAGUCUCGUGGCCAAACCUCACACCGCUCGCGCUCCCAUCCCCAGCGGACCUCCUUUACCAUCCUACGGCUCCUUGCCGGUCGCCUCAUCUGGAGCUGAUCUCCUCAGCAUGAACCGCCUUCAGACCUCUUCUGCUGCCUAUGCAGACGCCACCUACGCCACGACAGCCUCUCCCGUCCACGGCCACUUUGCACCUCCUUCAGCUUCUGCAUACGACACCAUGGGCUAUGCACCAGCCCAUGUCCGGCCCGCAUUUGGUGCCCUUGGCCACGAAUCAGACGCCUCGCGCAGGUUUUCUCAACACGUCCAUACUGAUGACCGGAGAGGCUUUGCUGAAGCCCUUGAUGCCAGCCACGGCAUGCUUGCCAUGAGCCAAGAGACACCCAGAAACAUCUAUGGCCGCGACCGAUCUUCUGUAGACUCAUACGGCUUCCCGUCGACUCAUUCGACCAGCUCCUCCGUCUCGUCCUCUGGCGGCUUCGGCUCCUACUAUGGCGACUCCGUCUCUGACUACUCUACUGCCGGCUCAGAUAUCGAGUCUGUUAGCUCGAGAACACUGCCUCGACCUCAGGGCAUGAUGUCCUCCUCAGUCCCUCCUGCGCCCCAAUCCAUGAUGGGCCAAUUCAGCUCCAAGGUCUCAUCCAGCACUCAGAAGAAGCACAAAUGCAAGGUUUGUGACAAGCGUUUCACACGACCAAGCUCUCUGCAGACUCACAUGUACAGCCACACUGGCGAAAAGCCAUUCGCCUGCGAAGUUGAGGGCUGUGGUCGCCAUUUCUCGGUUGUCUCAAAUCUUCGACGCCACCGAAAAGUCCACAGAGGCGACGCCCGAUCUGAGGCUGGUUCAGAAGACCACCACUCAGAUUAA
This is a messenger RNA of Trichoderma gamsii, 1056 nucleotides long. RefSeq lists its product as hypothetical. Gene Ontology annotation, molecular function: RNA polymerase II cis-regulatory region sequence-specific DNA binding; DNA-binding transcription factor activity, RNA polymerase II-specific. Lineage: Eukaryota; Fungi; Ascomycota; Sordariomycetes; Hypocreales; Hypocreaceae. The record is from RefSeq and is a predicted model, not a curated record. The transcript has 4 exons. Gene Ontology annotation, biological process: regulation of transcription by RNA polymerase II. The coding region runs from base 1 to 1056 and encodes 351 amino acids. Gene Ontology annotation, cellular component: nucleus.